[Candida] anglica is the source of this 1104-nucleotide messenger RNA. Lineage: Eukaryota; Fungi; Ascomycota; Pichiomycetes; Serinales; Debaryomycetaceae. The record is from the annotation of a GenBank genome assembly.
AUGAGUAUACAAGUUAAACAAUCAAUUAAAGAUAUAAUACCGACACAACCAGAUCCAUUACCCGCGAAACUUAUCGCACACACGGAUUCAUUGUACAAAUUAAGUUUAUCAAAAUUACCUAAAAUCCCUAAUAAGGCAGAAAUUGCCAGAUAUCAUAUAUGUGCUUAUUUAUCUAUUGAAAAAUUGAGAGUUAAUCUAGAAUUGCCAGAGCCAGUACAGGACAAAAUCCCGAUCCAACCUAAGCUUUUAGAACGAGUUUUGGAUGAUUUUAGAGUGAAGGUGAUGGGUGGUAGUCCUUCAAGUACACCAAAGAGUUCGCCAACCAAGAACCCCAUGCUUUCUCCUACAAAAGCAUCACAUAACCCCAAGAUCAGUUCUCCAUUGAAAAGAUUACAAGAACUUCGAGAUGAGCCUCAAACUCCUUCUAAAAAGUUGAAAAUGGGUUCAUCACCAUCUGGUUCAAAGACAACUCCAUUUGAUAUGGAAUCUCCAUUCAAUCCAAAAUCAAUUGUUGAUCUUGCACCUCCAGAUUCUCCUAGUAGUAGUGUUCCAGCGUCUCCAAGUCGUAGUAAAAGAGUGGUACAAAUCCCUGAUCUUAUUGCAUUUGCCAAUCAUUUCUAUAUUCCUGCUACCGUGACCCCACAAUUACUUGCAUCUUUUGGAAGAAUCCAACAAAAAUUUGCUAAAAAGAAUGAAUGGUUACUUGCCUGUGGGAUGAUUCAUGCUACAUAUAUCCGCAUCAACCAUCGAUUACUUGAGAAAAGAAUUGGUGCAAGAUCAGAAUUCCAAGAUCAAUUAUUUCAAUAUCAAAAGGGUGGACUUAUGAAAUGGAAUAUGUUGAUUUGGUGCAACAUUGUAGACGAUUUGGUCUAUAAGGAGAACUGGGUGAGAGAACUAGAAAGACAAUACAGUAGCAACACUCGGAAAAACCUUCAAACGUCGGAAACUUGGGAGAAGGAACAGAAUGCUAAAUUGGGACCAGAAAGAGUUUUGGAAAGAUUUGGAGCAAUGAUUGAUUCUUCAAUGAUGUUUGAGAAGAAAUCUCAACAAGAUUACUACGAUACAUGGAAGUCCAGAGUAUUAGAAAAGAUUUCAAUUGAAUAA